Molecule: messenger RNA, 411 nt
Organism: Oikopleura dioica
Lineage: Eukaryota; Metazoa; Chordata; Appendicularia; Copelata; Oikopleuridae
Source: the annotation of a GenBank genome assembly
AUGGCAGCUUACUGCCCUGCUGGAUGCUAUUGCGCAGGACAAGGAAGCGAAUGCCCCCUGUUCACGGGGAAUUUUAACAACUGGUGUGGCGCCUCUUGCAGCUGUCCACAGGGACAUUACUGCGAGUUCAACGACUUUCCAAGACCCUGCACACUUGGUUACUAUACUGAGUGCCCCACGGUAAGAUUGAACUUCGACGAAAAAUACUCAUACGGAAAAAAGGUUAGCGGAACACCAGGCGCCAAGUCAAUGGAAGACUGUCUCCCGUGUCCAGCCGGAACAGCUGUGAAUCUGGCAACCCCUGGAUACGCAGGGCCGGAAAAUUGCGCAGACUGUCAGCCCGGCAGCUAUAGGAAAAUGGACGGAAACUAUAUUUAUGAUGCGGGAAACACCUUUUGCUUUAUAUGCUAA